GAUCACGCCUACCCCGCGGUUCAGACGCCCUGCAGACGCCCGUCAUACCAGCUUCGCCGCCCCCAUACUUAAGCACCCGCCUGUCCUCUCCAUCACCGCUCAUGACCUCCUUCAACCCCGUGCCCGCCUCCUCCCUCGUCGCCGCGCCCUCCGCCGCCAACGGCGAGGCCUCAGGCUUCCCCAAGAAGCGCAAACGCGGCGCGACGCGCUUGUCCUGCGCGGAGUGUCGAAGAUUAAAGCUACGCUGUGACCGUCAAAUUCCAUGCGGGUCCUGCAUAAAACGAGGCUGCUCCGCGAUCUGCCCGGAUGGCUCUUUGACCACAGGGAAGGGAAACCGUAGAUUUGUUCUUGCCUCAACCCAGGAGUUGCACGAGAAGGUUGCCUCCUUAUCAUCACGAAUACGCGACCUCGAAGAGGGCCUUCGCACAUCACAUGCUCAGCAAUCUCAAGAACCCCAUCCGUUACUCGCCGAAGACUUACUCUCGAUUAAAGCACCGAUUCAGCGCGAAGGCCUCGCGCAGCUCGUCGCGGGGAAUGGGCAUACUCAAGAUGACCCGGCAGAUAUCGUCGACAAUUUCGGCUCCUUGCAUAUCAGCGAUACGGGUAGAACGAGCUAUUUUGGGCAGGCCACCAGUUCCUGGUACUUCCUGACGAACGAGAAUUCACGAGAACAGGAAUUGGACAACCGGAGAGGCAACCUCCAAAAGUUGCUCUCGCCUGAGAUCCUGGUCAUGGCGAGUGUGCUCCCGAUUGCGUCUCACCUCCCUCCAACACCAGAGUCGGAGUCGAGUCGGCUGGAUCAGCUGCGCUCGCUCUUCUGGUAUCUCCCGCCGGCUGAUGAAGCCAUUGAAUUGCGCCAAAUAUAUUACCAACAUGCAGCCUGGAUGUAUAACCCGGUAUCGCCUGAGGCGUUAAACGAACAGGCCUUCAAUGUCUUCUACAACGUCGCCACGCCACCGCAGCUGGAUGAUCCCCUACUCUCACACCAGCUGGCCCUCAUGUUCAUGGUGUUUGCUAUCGGCAGCCUGAUGGACCUGUCGCGUCCCGCGUAUAAUGCGGAGGCGGAGAAAUACCAUCAACUGGCGCGCGCGGCCCUCUUCCAGAGUCCCGUCUUCGAGGAACCAACCUUGUCCGCGGUCCAAGCAUUGUACCUGAUGGCUUUCUAUCUGUUCCUGUGUGAGCGGCAUGGGACGGGCGUGGGUACCCGGUGGGCGUUCAUGGGUCUUGCGGUCAAACUCAGCGUCAGCAUGGGACUACAUCGUGAUGCUGGGCGAUGGAACUUGGAGCUAACCGACAUCCAGCGGCGUCGGGAGACGUUCUGGGAGGUGUAUUCGUACGACCUGCUACAGUCGUACACUCUCGGGCGGCCACCAUCAUUCUCGCUUGCUCACAUUGACUGCAAGAAGCCUCAAGCAGAGGACCCCAACAAUGAACAGACGUUCCAUUGGUGGAAGCACAAGUUCACGUCUGAGUGCAUGAACUCGAUCUAUGACCAGGCAUUCGGCGCGAAGGUGCCGACGUACAGCACAGUGACACAGUUGGAUCGCCGAUUGCGGUCAUUCCCCGUCCCCGCGCUGCUCCAGAUCGCGGGCUUCGGGACGACAGAGGCGCGCGCGAACAACUUCGCAGACAGUGUUCCCCUUAUCCUGCAACGCCACACCGUCCUCGCUAUCAGGGAGUCGAAUCUCCUGUAUAUGCACCGAGGGUUCUUCGCCCGUGCUAUAAAAGACCACCCGAACGAUCCUCUUGGUAGCCCAUAUGGAGGCUCGUUCAUCGCCGCGUACCGCAGCGCGGGUUCGCUGGUCGCGCUCGUGCGGAAUAUCCACUCACAGCUGAAGGAGCUGACUGAGAGGAUGUGGUUCCUCUGGACACACCUCUUCUCCUGUUCGAUCAUCUUGGGCUCGAUCGUGACACAGUGUCCGGCGAUGAGCCUCGCGCCCUCCGCGCUUGUGCAACUUGACUCAGCAUGCGAGCUCUUCGGAAAGACGGCGCACUUCUUCCAGGCGGAGAAGGCUUUGGAAAUCAUGAGGAACCUGCAGGCAAAGGCCCACGCGAGCCUUGCCGCCUAUCGUAAUUCCCCGCCCCAUGUCAAGGCAUCCCCGACCGAGCCGAUGAUCCCUGCGGAUGCGCAGACGAGCGAGUUGAACAUCCUGGGCGGUCGCACACGCCUCGUUGCGCCAAAGGAGAAGUCGUUGUCCCCGCAGCUAGUGGACAGGUCGCCGACAUCCCUCAACCCGAUCGUCCCGCUGCCGCUCAAGCAGGCGGACUGGCAGGAGGAAAAUGUGCACCCGAGCGUACUGCAGUACCUGCGGACGUUCGUGCCGACGCCCGCACCAAGUCAACAGUCGAGAGGCUGGGCGAACGACCAGUCGAUGGCGGGGCCGUCCAAUAUCGGGAUGCACCAUAUGCAACCGUCGUUCGAACAGCACCCACACUCGCAACUUCCGCACCAGCAACAACCUGACCUCCCUCCCAUCAGCACGUCGUUCGGCCAGGCGACAGAUACGUACCAGCAGCAGCAGCAAGUAGGCAUGAUGCCGAUGGAAGGCAUGAUGCCGUCAUUCCCGCAGUACUUCCCAGUGUUCGACUAUGGGCUCGCUGGGGAUCAAAAUGGGGUGUAUGUGUCGUCGCCGAGCAAUUCGCUGGACGGCGGAGACCCGAGAUCGUAUUCGCCCGAGACCGCGCAGAGUCUGCAGAGUACAUGGCAGGACUUCGUCGCGCAGAUGGGUGGGGCGGUUUGACCUUGGACGAGCGAUGCUGUGUUAGUGACGUCUUUUGCUAUCUACUGUACCGUGCUCCGGUCGCGUCGUUGCUUGUCCGCCUGUCCGCCUGCCCGUCUAGUCUCGGUUCUUUUGGGUUCUUGUAGGGUGUCUUUCUGGAGCUGUAUUCUAAGUACUCAAGUUAAUGGAUCCCUUGAUAUCGUGUUGUGCCUGGUA
Rhodofomes roseus is the source of this 2936-nucleotide messenger RNA. RefSeq names its product fungal-specific transcription factor domain-containing protein. NCBI's taxonomy places the organism in Eukaryota, Fungi, Basidiomycota, Agaricomycetes, Polyporales, Fomitopsidaceae. Gene Ontology annotation, molecular function: DNA-binding transcription factor activity, RNA polymerase II-specific; DNA binding; zinc ion binding. Gene Ontology annotation, biological process: regulation of DNA-templated transcription; DNA-templated transcription. The record is from RefSeq and is a predicted model, not a curated record. The coding region runs from base 102 to 2741 and encodes 879 amino acids. The transcript is spliced from 15 exons.